This is a messenger RNA of Styela clava, 4532 nucleotides long. RefSeq lists its product as uncharacterized. NCBI's taxonomy places the organism in Eukaryota, Metazoa, Chordata, Ascidiacea, Stolidobranchia, Styelidae. Gene Ontology annotation, cellular component: nucleus. Gene Ontology annotation, molecular function: DNA-binding transcription activator activity, RNA polymerase II-specific; RNA polymerase II cis-regulatory region sequence-specific DNA binding. Gene Ontology annotation, biological process: positive regulation of transcription by RNA polymerase II; cell differentiation. The record is from RefSeq and is a predicted model, not a curated record.
UAUUAACUUUUGCAGCAGACCGUUUGUUUAUAGCGUAUUUGUUUAGUCUUUUAAAGGAAGUGAUUCGACAGAGGCAAACGCGCCAAAAUGGCGGAAAUACUACACAUGCCACAUUCUCGCGGUCACACAGGUUCUGCAGGUCUUCUAGGAAUUGGAACGGCUCCGGAUCCGGUUGCAAACUAUCCAGAUUCAAUAUCCGAUGAUUUUGUGUCUCCACCGACGACAAUGAGUGCAUAUGGGCAUUAUGCAUCUACUCCAACGUACGUAGGCAACGACAACGAUAGCAUGACUACUCAACAGGAGUCCUUGAGUCCAAAAUCAAGCGACAGCAGCACUGGUGUACGUCCAAGAUCGGCUGCCACCACACCACCAACGCAGCCACCAAGUUUCGCGCCGAGAGAACCCGCAUUCGACAGCGACCGUAGCCAGCUCUAUUCUACGUCGACCUAUCCGCAGUCAACUUAUCCAACGACAAUACAAAACAUGUACCAAACUAGUUCACCCUGGUUGUCCUACUCAACUCCAGGAAUGGGUGGCACAACCUACCAACACCAAUAUCCAUAUUUCGACAUGCAUCAAUCAGCGCGUCUAUCGGUUGAUCAUUGUUCACAGCUGAUACCUGGCUAUGGUUCGGUUACUGGUUCGCGGACUGGACGAGGUCGCACACAUCGGCGUCAAUCUACCGGUGUUUUAAAGGUAAAUUCACUGGACAACGGAAAAGGAACGAAGCCGGAUGAAUCUCGUAUCCGAAGACCUAUGAAUGCUUUCAUGUGCUGGGCAAAGACAGAAAGAAAAAGAAUGGCAGAACAGAAUCCAGAUCUACACAACGCAGAGUUGAGCAAAAUGUUGGGCAAAAAAUGGCGCGAGAUGUCAGUCGAAGAGAAAAGUCCCUACGUCGGAGAAGCUGAGAAAUUGAGACUUAAACAUAUGGAGGAACAUCCUGACUAUAAAUACAGACCAAGAAGACGAAAGGAACAGAAGGCCAAGAAAGGAAAAGAGGAUUCAGUCCUAGAUAAACAGCUGGAUGCAAACGGAAUUCCAGUAGAAAGUACUAUGACACUGGAAAGAAUGGGCGAAAAGAAAUCUUUGGGGGGAAUUGUGCAGCCUGGUCUCGGAGGUCUGUCGACUAAAAGUUAUGAGUAUACAGAUACGAUGCCAACCUUUUUUCCCUCGACUACCCUAGCUGGAAAUAAACGAAGUAGUACAAACAACAACAACAGACAUGAUUCGAAAAUGAUCAAAACUGAGAAUGGCGUUUCUUAUAGCAGUGAUACCCUGUUUUCGACAAAAUUUGGGUCGAAGAUAUUAGGUAACAAAUACAAUGGAUUGGGAAAAGACACCCUGACUGGAUCUACAGAAUUGAGCUCGCAUCUGGAUGGAUUGUCUUCGUUCAGGCGGAGGAAAUCUACCAGGUUUCCUAACGUUGGAAUAGGUGGAGCCAAUACUUACGAUACCAGUCCCAUCAAUUCAGCCGGUGUCGGAUAUUCGCAUUAUGGAUUGAACUAUCAGACCGAUUUUUCGGGCACGCCAGAUUGCUCGUACGGGAAAGGACUUUCUAGCCUUCCAUUGGCAUCUUCAAGCACGUAUCAUCCGUUCCAUGAUUACAUUAUGACGUCAUCAUCUCCGAAUACUAUUCCAUCAGCUUAUCAAUCGUCAAAUUAUUACAACUCAAAACUUUCAAAUUCGUAUUUAAACAACGGAUCAUCCGCUUACUAUUCAACGUUAACAACACCUUCAGCGGAAAGUUAUUAUGCACGUACAAGUGAUUAUGCGUACGGUAUACAAAAUGGCGGACUACCAAGCCCUACUAUGUCUCCACCGUUUGACAUGACAAGCUACAACCAAUCAGAAGCGUACAGAAAUUCUUCUAUUGAAACGACUUCCCUUAGUGCUGUCGGUUCCGGGUUACAGUAUAGAUCAGGCAGUGGUAGCUUCUCUGAUAGCACGCAUUCACCGCAUUAUGAUGAUUUGAGAAACCCAUUUCGCAACGCACCUUUUCAAAAACGUGACGACCAAACAUCAAGUUCAACCAGCCAUUUAAAUUCAGUCGUUUCACCAAAUGCAGGAUCAAGUUUUUGCAUUGGGAAUUCAAACCUUCUAUUAAAAAAUUCUAAUUUUUAUCAAACUGGAGGCAAAAAUAACAGUACCGGAUACACCGGAUUCAUGGACAGCACCAUAACGAACGUUCCUACCAGCGUGCCCCCGACUCCGGAUUCUUUACCACAACAUUCACCCACCGGAUAUCAAACCGAUUGGAAACAAAGAUCUUCCGAUGGAGUAUUUACUCUCAGUGAUGCACCACCACCGCUUAAUUCUACAACAGAUACCUUUUCUGCAACGAAGGAAUCCAAUUAUGAUCGUAUGCAACAAAAUAGCCUACAAUUUUUCUCAAAAGGCAAGGGAACAGAAGCCCAACCGCCUCCAUUAGUUUCAGCAGACAAUUCAUCUUUUUACCAUCAAACGAAUGGUGUUGCAAACGGAGUUCCAAGCGUGCCGAAUGCGUUUGCCAGUCAAAUUCAGAGUUUCGUAGACUACACUGGAUCGACUGAUCAGCAACAGGACACGUACUCAUCCUCGUAUGCACCAUAAUAUAAACAUGUUAACGAUUCUUUGGGACUCAAUAGUGCAAUGUUCUUACGCAACUAGUUGACAAGUUCAUACAUGCAAAUUCAAUAAUUCAGCUUCUGAAAUGGCUUAUUUUUAAGAGCUAAAUAAACUCGACAUUUUUUCAGUUUGUGGCUGAAAUAAAAAAAAAAUAAUGUCGACAAUAUGUUUUUUAUUAAGCAAAAAAAUAUUUAUUCAAGACUUAUUUUCAGAAAUUCUUUAUUCUUUUUUUUAAUUUUAUUUUUUGAAAUGUCAGCUGUUUAUUUUUAUCACAUUGCCAUAUUGUCAACAUGGGACAAAAUUGUAACAGCAAUUUCACAAGGGUUGUUGAACUAGUUUUAUAAGUUCAUAAAGGUUUUUGAUAAUACAAAUAAUAUAGAACUGUAAUAACUAUAAUCUUCACAGAGGUGACUAGUAUCAUAGUAAAUGAACUCUGAAUAAUAGUGGCUUUACAAUUUUUUUCAAAUUUGACAACAAUGUCCGUAACUUAGUCCGCUAAUCUGAAUACCUGAUGAUUGCAGGAUCGCACUGAAUAUUUUUUCGAAUCGAAUCUUGACUACUUGAACGAUAUGUAAUUGUAUGCGACUUUUUUAUUGUGAUGUGUUCCAGACACGUAAAUUACUGAAUACAUAGAAUCCACUACCUAGACUAUUCACUGUGUGUUCACACACAAAGAAGAACAUGGUUUAUUAAUAACUCAAUCGGACGAAAAUAUCCAUUUGUUAAAAUUACUUUUGCAAAAAUAGCUUCAAUAAAAACCCGAGGGAUUCACUGCGGACCUUUGGCUGACAAAAAAAAAAGAUGGCGGCGAUUCGAAAUUUUCGUCUGAACUGAUUCGAAUAAUUUACUAUUUGAUUCGAAAUACCCAGCCGUAAUUAUGACAUGCAAUCUUAUAAAAUAUUCAGUCUUAACGGUAACACAAUAUGAAAUGUUCUUAUUCAUAUGUGUGUACUUUUGCCCCUUUCAAUGAAGACCCCGCACAACGCAACACUGAUGAAUUUCACGUUAGCCGUAAUUGAUCAUAUAUUCAAACAGCAAGCACUAUACAAACAAGUUUUUAAAAGUGAUUUUCAUCCGUAGCAGUUCAAUGCACGGAGUUACUGCUAAUUUUUAUCCCACUGUUUGUCUGUGCUUUAUACCAGUUCUCGUACGUUUUUUAAUACAUGUUUCUGUUUUCCGUUUUUUUGUUUUGUUCAUUUUUAAGUGCAAAUGCAUUGUUAUUCGCUAUAUUCGAGAAAACACGAGAUUACGUCGUAGAAUAGAUUUUAUCAUUUUUUUUAAUUAUUUGCAUCAUUCUGUUUUAAUUUUUUCAUGUUUUCGCGUUCACUGCCGAAAUGACCAUUAUUGGGCCAAAGUCAACAUUAUUAUUCUUUUUGUAUUCAAACCAAUCAUACAUACAAUAUUACGAACUAUUUCUUUCAAAAAAUGUGAAAAACAUACUCGAAAAUAUAAAUUUCACGUAUUUUCAAGCAUAUUUUACAUAUUUUUUAAUGAAAAUAUCGAAGUGCCAUUUUGCAAGUACUGAAAUUUUCAUCGUUUUGCAGCAUCAAAAUAUCGCUUUUUCGUUAAAGUAAAUGUGUAAUCAACAUCAUCUUUUAUUCUGCCAGCACAAAAAAUGUCUGAAUUAAAUAAAAAUGAAAUUCAAGACCAAAUUGGUGCUUAUUUGAAGAAAGUUAGAAGUCAUAACGCAACCCUGAAUUUGUUUAAAAAAAAUAAUCUAUUUUCCACCAAAAUUUUUUUUGGGUAAUACAAUUUUGAUUCAAUGUUCUUUUGCCAUUUGAUUUCUUUUUUCUCUUCUUAAAUGCAUAUUUUAGCAGAAAUGAAUUUGACUUUGCAUCUUGCUAAUAAAUUUAUGCUUAGAAAUUCGUCAUAUUGUUGUUCUAUCAGAAUAUCAGGAAAACUGGAAAUUUUACAGCAAUAAAGCUACA